GGCAACCUGUGCGGCAAGGGGACAGGUAGGAGAUAAAGCUGCUGCUGCAGGUUACAAAGGUGACUUGGUGUGGUGUGUCCUAGAAUAAAAGGAGCCAGCAGAGAGGGUACCAGCAAGAAGGCCGGAAGGUUUCGGAGGCCGUUGUGCAGGGCCAUGGCUGUGUAGGCAGCAGCCAGAGCUUUCUUGCUCCUCAACUUGCCUAUCUGCUAGCUAAUAAGACUAGCUCUAGCUAGGUGUAUCCGAGGUAGGAGGCAGCAGGUAUGGGGAGGCCACCGUGCUGCGACAAUGGCGUCGGCGUCAAGAAGGGGCCUUGGACGCCGGAGGAGGACAUCGUCCUCGUCUCCUACAUCCAGCAGCAUGGCCCCGGGAACUGGCGGUCCGUGCCCGAGAACACAGGGUUGAUGAGGUGCAGCAAGAGCUGCAGGCUGCGGUGGACAAACUACCUCAGGCCCGGGAUCAAGCGCGGGAACUUCACCCCUCACGAGGAAGGGAUCAUCAUCCACCUUCAGGCGUUGCUUGGCAACAAGUGGGCAGCCAUAGCCUCCUACCUCCCUCAAAGAACCGACAACGACAUCAAGAACUACUGGAACACACACCUCAAGAAGAAGGUGAAGAGGCUGCAACAGCCAGCAGCGGACUCCUUCCAAACCGCUCCCUCCAACGCAGUCACCAGCCCAAACUACUACAGCCCCACUAGCAGCAGCCACCACAGUCUUCAAGGAAUGCAACCCAUGAACAGCUACCCCAACACCACCUGCACCAGCGCACCGAGCAACAACGAGGCCGCUGCCGUCUCCAACCUCUUCCAGACAUGGAUGAAGCCAUCACCAGCGGCGACAUCCAACUGCAAGAUCACCAUGCAAGAGUUCCAGGAAGAACAGGACGCUGCAGCUUCAAUGCUUUGCAAGGAUCAGGUUGUGAUGACGACAGGAGAUGUUAGCAAGUCUUCGGCGUUGGAGAUGGUAGUGGCGCCGGUGAUGGGAGCGAGCACUGCUACCUUCUCGCUGCUUGAGGACUGGCUGCUCGAGGACAUGCCCGGGCAGGCCAUGGAUGGGCUCAUGGGGAUCUCUGCCGGCUGCUGUGCAGAUCCCAUCAUGUUCUAGUUGUAUUGUGCCUUGGCUAUCACAUAGGAUUCUCAAUGAGUCGUGCACUUGUAAUGUUGGUUGAUCGAAUGAUAAGAUCCGGUCGAUCCUAUGUUUCCGGUAAUAAGCCGUUUGUUUCCUCGGGGAAAAAAUCCUGGAGAUGAUCCAGUUAAUUUCGAGAUAUUAGUAGUACUGAUGGAUUAAUAAAAUGGUUUAGACUUCAGUACCUAAUUUGGAUAUUCA
Setaria italica (foxtail millet) is the source of this 1325-nucleotide messenger RNA. RefSeq names its product transcription factor MYB30. The record is from RefSeq and is a predicted model, not a curated record. NCBI's taxonomy places the organism in Eukaryota, Viridiplantae, Streptophyta, Magnoliopsida, Poales, Poaceae. The coding region runs from base 261 to 1103 and encodes 280 amino acids. Gene Ontology annotation, biological process: response to auxin. The transcript has 3 exons.